This is a messenger RNA of Prorocentrum cordatum, 399 nucleotides long. NCBI's taxonomy places the organism in Eukaryota, Dinophyceae, Prorocentrales, Prorocentraceae. The record is from the annotation of a GenBank genome assembly.
AUGGUCAACCUUUUCUGGACGGGCGAUUAUGGCCACCUCGAGUUGUACAAGGCGCGCGCCAAGCAGCUCGAGUCGCCAGAAGGAAAGUCUGGUUUGAGCUUCCCAUGGCUCGACGCGAACUUCUGCUUGCCGGUCGACGAGCUGAAGGCGCUUCUUGUAAAUGGCACUUACCCCAGGUCGAGCGGCUACAACGCAAUGGUGAAGGAUGAAUACCAAGAGCUGGGCAAGGUAUGGAAAUACCCCAAGUCGCGUUGCACGGCACCGUAUUUUCAACAGGGACAUGAAGGAUACGACCCCAAUGAUGCUUGCAUCAAUGGCGAGCCUCCCCUCGUCGACAAGUCAGUCGUGGCAACUUGGGCCAAACGGUCUGCACUCCACGUCAUGUUUGGGAAGAGGUAG